AUGGUCUUAUCAUAUAGUGCCAUUGCUAAACCCACAUCAACAACUCCAAUUGUCAUUUCAAUAGCAUCAUCACCAGCACAAUUACCUUCAGCAUCUUCGAAAUCUGAACCCACAAAGGAAAUUGAGCAAGAUGCGAUCGCAGGUCCGUCAAAACAACCAAGCCUUUCUUCUCCAUCAUCAAUAACAGACUCUCAAUCGAUACAUACUCCCAACAAUGCGUCUGGUAGUACUAGCUCUAUUUCAGCCAUAGAGCAUCUGAUAUUGGACGCAGGACCUUUACUGUCUUUGACACCUUUAAGACAUUUAGCUACAUCUUUCCAUACCACGCCUAUGGUGUUGGCUGAAUUGAGAGAUGCGAAAGCUCGAGAACACUGGGAAAGAUUAGGCUUAUCAGGUGUAGAAGUUACUGUUGAACACCCUUCCUCUCAAGCUAUGGCUGCUGUCACUGCAUUCGCUAAGAAGACGGGAGAUUUCGCUGUGCUUUCACAAACAGAUUUAUCAGUAGCUGCAUUGGCUUGGCAAUACGAAGUAAAAGUAAACGGAUUAGAAGGUAUAAGGACGGAACCUGGACAAAAGAUCAAAAAGCCUUCGAAGAUAAUUGAAGAGGAAGGUCCAGCUCAAGAGAAAAAUGAAUCGGAUUUACAGGAACAGCAAGCUGACAAGCAAGAAAACGUACAGGAAGAGCAAGUUGAGAUUGAUGAGGAGAGCCAAGACGAGGAAGAGGAUGAAAGAGUUCAAAUUGAGGAAGUCACACAGUCAAUAGAACAGGUUUUGCUGGAUUCCAAUAAUCAAUCCAUAGAAGAAGAACAACCUUCUUCUACAAAUGACGAACCUGUCAUAUCGGAACCAACAUCCACUGAAACACCCGCUCAAACGAUGGCUGACGACGCUACACCCCAAGAUAUAGAAGAUGAAUCUGACGGAGGUGAAUGGAUUAACCCUUCGAAUCUCACAACUCAUCGUUCUCGUGAUUUAGGAUUGAUCACUCCAGGUGGAUCAGCAGCUAAACCUCCAAAAGUCGCAGCUAUGACUGGUGAUUUCGCUGUUCAAAAUAUCCUUUUAGGAAUGGGAUUAGGUUUAGUGGGUGAAGGUGGAAAGAGAAUUAGUAAAGUCAAAAGCUUCGUACUGAGAUGUCAUGCUUGUUUCAAGAUAUGUAAAGACUCUUCGAAAAGAUUCUGUCCAUCAUGUGGGAAUGCAACAUUAUUGAGAACAACGGUAUCUGUAGAUUCCAAAACCGGAAAACAAAGUCUACACUUGAAGAAGAAUUUCCAAUACCAUUUACGUGGAACUCAAUAUUCUAUACCUGAUCCUAAGAUGGGAAGAGCCAAAGGACAGUUAAAAGGUGGAAGCGGAUUGAUCUUGAGAGAAGAUCAACAGGAAUGGUCAGAUGCAGUUAGAUCACAGGAUAGAGAAAGAUAUAAAGAUGAGAAGAGAAGAGCUAAAGGUGCUUUACAGGGUUGGAACGAUCCUGAUUGGUUACCUGAGAUCAUUACUGUGGGAACAUCAGGUAAAGGUCGCUCGAAUGGUAACAACAUGCCUUCGAUAGGUCACGGAAGGAAGAAUCCUAAUCAAGCUAGGAGGAAAAGAUAA
Kwoniella shivajii is the source of this 1590-nucleotide messenger RNA. RefSeq lists its product as uncharacterized. The record is from RefSeq and is a predicted model, not a curated record. Bases 1 to 1590 code for a protein of 529 amino acids. The transcript has 4 exons. Gene Ontology annotation, cellular component: preribosome, small subunit precursor. Gene Ontology annotation, molecular function: RNA endonuclease activity. Gene Ontology annotation, biological process: ribosomal small subunit biogenesis; maturation of SSU-rRNA. NCBI's taxonomy places the organism in Eukaryota, Fungi, Basidiomycota, Tremellomycetes, Tremellales, Cryptococcaceae.